AUGUCGGGAGCUGGGGCCCUGAUCUUGGUCUAUCCAUUGGAUGUGGCCUACACUUGCUUGGCGGCCGACACGAAGGGACAGUUCCGAGGCCUUCUGCACUUCUUCUCCGAAACAAGACGGAGACAUGGCCUUCUCAACCUUUACCGAGGAUUACCGCUGUGUCUUCUCACUGCGUUGCCAUAUAUUUCCAUUGCCACGGCGUUGCAUGAUACGCUUGCACCCUGGCUGAUGACGCAAAUGGGACACCGACCCUCUGUGGACCCCAAGUCUCUUCAACCCGGCGACCUCUUUUGGCUGGUUCGACACGGAGCACCCGCUCACUUGUAUCCCUGGAACCUAGUUGUUGGUGCCGCAUCUGGCUUCGUUGCCCAAACCGUCACCUACCCUUUGGAUACUUUGCGGCGCAGGUGGCAGCACACUUGCGCAGGCCCUCGCGCCAGCAUGCCACCGUCUCUGAAGGAUUGUGCGAAGAGCAUCUACGCGAAAGGUGACCUGAAGGUUUUCUAUCGUGGUCUAAGUCUUAACUCCCUGAAGCUGAUCCCCGAGCUUCUCGUCCUCAGUGGAGUGUACUUUGUCAUCAACGCCUCAGGCAAUUUCGCCGCUCGUCGUGGGCAGACCGAAGACUGGUCGCGGCGGAAUGCCAUUCUUGGUCGCACUGAGGACGUAGCGAUGAGACUUCCCGAUUGGUCGAAGCCUCGAUGGGAAGCAGCUCUGCCGUGCGUGGCAGUGCCGCCCAUGUCGCUGGAGAAGCAGCUCUGUCUGUUGAUCUCCCUCACUGCGCCAAAGAUGUGUGCAGCGCACUUCAAAGGGAGGCACUUCCUGGGCGGUCGCUUUGUUCCUCCGGGAAUUCUGGAGAAGUACCGGCUGAAGCUGCCGGAGUAUCCAGGCAGCACCAGCAAGCGAUGCAAGAUGUGCCGACUGAAGGUCGCCAUUUGCAGGUACAUCCCGAGUAGAGAGCAUUUGGGGCGGCAAGAAGCCGAAGACUUUCGCGAUCCAACACAGGACGUGAAAGAGCACGCGGAGCCGGUGAAGGUCCUUGGUGAACUCGUCAAGGCCGCCCUCCCAAGCCUCCACGGCCGCCGGGACCUUCUCGCGGCCGCCCACCGCCGGAGACUCGCGGCCCAGCUCAGCGGUGGUGUCUCGAGGACUCCCUUUCAGGCAAAGGGAGGGGAGGCGACGGACACCGACGGAGGCCAAGCAGUGCUGUGGCCAGAAGUACUCGACCUGCUUCAGCUAGGGGAACUCUUCGCCAGGCUGGACCAAAUGGAUGCCCCAUGGGAGCUGGAAAUGGAGGUCGCGGAGAUCAACGGCGAAGCCGUAGAUGAUGUCGCCGUCUCGGGGUCGCGGCUGCGCACGAGCCGGGUCUCUGGGACUUCGGCGCACUCGGAGGUGGAGUUCCUUUAUGAAGGCGCCUCCCAGCCCGAAGAGCGAGGCACUCUUGUCGCCAAGGUGCUUGAGUUCCGGCCGGUGGAGGGCUUUCAGCCACCUGCGCCAGUGGCGAAGAGUUUGGAAGAAGAAGACUCUGAGGAGGACUCCACAACUCAUCUUGAGCAGCUGAAGCCCAUGCAGGGCUACUUCAGCAUCCUGGCGGUUCGUGAGUGGAUCCAGAAGGGCUUUGUGACCCGCCGGGAGCUGCUCUUCGCGCUCAAUGCGCGCCAGGACACUGCUGUGAGCAGAGCUCCCGAGAAGGAGCAGCUGAACCCGCAGAGGCCCCUCGACGUGCACAUCGAGAAGAACGAAAGAAGCCAGAGGAAACAGCAGAUCAAAAGUUGGACCGGUUGCUCAAGGAGCAAAGGGCAGCUCGGGCCUCGUCACUUCCUGCUGAAGAUGAUCUUGCUGUUCGACGCUUGGCUAUGCACCCUACGGCUGAGGGAGGUGAACCUCAGGGGAGAAGAAGAGAGGGAAGUGUGGCACUUCAACCUGGACAUCAUGGAGGGCAUCACGAUGCAUCAGCUGGCCAGCUGGCCGGGGCUGGAGGUUCUGACCUACCUCAAGGACCAGGUUCGGGACUACCUCAUCAACCAGGUGGCGGAUUCUUUGGCGGGCAAGGUUCUUUGGCUGGAACUCCACAUCAACCUGGAGCUCCACACGGUGAUCCAAGAAUGGGCACGCCUGCAAGCGCAAGGCAGGCUCCUGGCCCUCGACGAUUACGUGGCCGAGGAGAAGAUCGUUGGACUUGUGGCUGCAAUCAAGGAAUCGCUGCGGAGGUUGCUUGGCGUUUUGGAGGAGGAAGGCGAGGUUGCCGAGCCCUAUGACACUGCAGACGACGUCAAGCACACUGAGGACCUGCCUUGUGAUCCUGAAGAGCGAGAGAUGCUCUCUGAUGAUGAAGUUCAGCGGCUCAAUGCGUUGGCCCAGAUUGAAGAGGCCCAAGAAGCUCCUGGACACCAAAAUAUCACGUUUGCUGAGGUGAUCCCAGACAGAACUGUGGAGUCUUUGGUCCGUGCCCUGUCUCGACUACAUGCCAAGUACCGCAUGCUGGGCAUCCAAGUGUACCGCCUCCACACAGAUCGAGAACGAUCGUUUGCCUCAGAUCCUUUGCCCCUUUUGGACGAGGUCGGCCGCUCCUUGGCACUUCAAUUUGAGGAUGAAGGGGAUUCGGAGGAGGUUGUUGGAGGUCCCACUCCCGAUAGUCUUGAUCAAGGUGAUCAAUGUCAACACCCUGACCUUCCGGGGGAGCUGGAAGAUCCUAUGUGCUGCUCACGACAACAGGCCGAGCAGUGGCAUGAACUUGAACAACAACGUCACUGGGCUUUGAAGCAGCUCUGGUGUCAAGGUCUUCGAGAAGUUGCAGUUGGUGAGGACGCUGGGAGUGUUCACGGCAGCUGGCUUCGUGAAGUUGAAUUGCUGCUCCGAGGUGCUGAAGAUCAAUUGUCGUUUCAGCAUUCCUCCUUGCAGAACUACAAGAUGGCUUCACUGGCUCCAAUGGCUGGUUCAACUGAGGUCCCAGUCACGGUGCUCCAGACCUACACGGUCUCCCUACAGCAGGUUCGCAAGGAGUUGGAAAAAUGGAAGCCUCCCUUGCGUGAUGAAUAUGGUCAACUGGUUUCAUCGACCCAGGCAAUCAAGCCAACUACUGAAGAAAAGUUGCGCCUGGAUCCAAGGUUCCCAACUAUGGAACUCGCUCCAGCUAUGCUUGUUCCCACGGUCAAGAGUCCUCAUGGACGUCUCAGAGCACGGGUGGUAAUCUGUGGCAACCACCUCACCAAGGUCAACGAGGACCAGGACAACUCAGCAAGUGAAAUGAAGGCCAAAGACCAGGCUCCGUAUUCACUAUAUGCAGGAGGAGCAGAUGGGACAACACUGCGUUGCUUGAUGAGGUGCGCAGCUCAAAGAUCCUGGUCAAUUGGCACGGUGGACAUCAAGACAGCGUUCUUGUUAGCGCCACGGCCGGACGAACGUGAACGUUUGCUCGUUGCUCGCCCUCCGAGGGUGCUGGUCGAAGCUGGAAUAUGUCCUCCCACCGAACUUUGGGAGAUAUCCCACGCUGUCUACGGGUUGAACGAUGCCCCAGCAAAUUGGUCGCACUAUCGCGACAGAGAACUUCCUCAGCUACGCUUCAAGGCUGACGGUCACGAGUACCAAUUGGUCACCACGCCAGAGCCUAACCUCUGGAAGCUUGUCAAGACUCAGCCCAACAGCAUCCCGGAGGAGGACACUUCAGAAGGCUUCUUGGCAGUGUACGUUGAUGAUAUGCUGGUUGCUGCUCCAAGUCCACUGGCUCAGGCGGUGAUUGAUGGAAUCAGGGCUCGUUGGCGCUGUUCAGAACCGGAGUGGGCAUCGUCAGAAAAGUCCCUCAAGUUUUGCGGCUUCGAGAUCAAGUGCCGCCCAGGUGAGGUCAUCCUGAACCAGACCUCCUACACUCGAGAUCUCCUUGCACGCUCCCGUGCGGCCGCGUUCGAACCUCGCUGCCAUGGACAUGGUGUGCGCCUUGCUGCCAUGCGCGCUGAGCCCAGCACUGAGUCCGGCACAUGGACGGUGGCUGGACCUCAUGAGUGGCCGCAAUUCAGACUUCCUCCACAAGGACGAGAUCGAUGGGGGCGGCUGCGCGAUGGCUGGUGGGUUCGACAUCAUGUCAAACCAAGAAAAAGGCCAUUUCAUCCUGUACAUCGGCAGACGCCAUUCGACGCGGCUCAAAUCCGCAGUGGACGGGUUACUGUGGUAUGGCUGCAUGGCGAGAAGUCGGUGGUGGAGGAUGACUGGCGCAGUGGCACCAGGCCGAUGGUUCCGACAGAGGAGCAGUGGGUGGGCUACAGUUUUUUCCGUGACAACCCACCUCAACCUCCGCUGCCUGAACAUGCCACCCUGGAUUCACAAACGAGCUCUUCGACCCCUGCUGGCCAGACGACGGGAAGCUCCUCGACACCGACGCCACCUGGACAGUCGCUUUCGACCUCGCAGGUCAGUGCGUCAUCGGGGCCUCCACCGGUUCGACCAGAAGAAGAGCUACUGAGAGGCAUCAGGAGGGUUCGAAGAGGCUCAACAGAUAGCUCCACAGGGACACCAACGAGCACCUUGUCCUCGACGAUGACGGCAUCGACUCGUGGCAUGGAUGCUAUGGAAGCACCUCUCACUCUCGGCUACCUUGGCCGGAUGAGGGGACAGGAGAAUCGAGGAGAGAGGCCUGCGCCAGCCAACAUGCAGGUUCCUCUUGAGGAAGAGCGGUCGGAUUGGAUCCUCUCGCUCCAUUCCGAAGGUUUGCUGCUUGCCCGGCAUCCCAACUUGCCGGAUGAAGCGACGCCUCAAUGGUUGGGCAUUCAAAUGCCUGUGGCUCGGAGCUCGCGCCCUGCCGGCGCUGGACGACCAAGUGAGGCCUCCAGGCCCGCGGCUCGAAGUGAGGGCAACAGGCCCGCGGCCCGAAGUAGUUCGGGUCCCAUGCCCAUCAAUGAAGAGUGGGAUUCCGACGGAAGCUAUGAGCUUCUGGAGAACUGA
This is a messenger RNA of Durusdinium trenchii, 4932 nucleotides long. Lineage: Eukaryota; Dinophyceae; Suessiales; Symbiodiniaceae. The record is from the annotation of a GenBank genome assembly.